CCCAACCCAUCAGGAAGACAACAGAUUUUUGUUGGGAUGCUGAUUUGCGGCUGUCGGUGUUGAUUUGCAGCUCACGUCAUUUUCGCCCAGAGGCGAAGAUAAUAAUAAAAUGCCAUUAUUUGAUGGUCUGGGCAGCGGAGGAGAGAAGACUGCGAUCGUCAUUGAUUUAGGAGCAGCAUACACAAAAUGUGGCUUCGCAGGGGAAACGGGGCCCAGGUUCAUAAUUCCGAGCGAGAUCCGGAAACCAGGACAGCAGCAGGCUGUCAAGGUGGUUCAGUACAACAUCAACACAGAAGAGCUUUAUGUCAUACUCAAAGAGUUUAUCCACAUACUGUACUUCAGACACCUGCUGGUGAACCCUCGCGACAGAAGAGUGGUCAUCAUCGAGUCCAUCCUCUGCCCUUCUCACUUCAGAGAGACUCUCACCAAGGUGUUCUUCAAACAGUUUGAGGUGCCCUCUGUGCUGUUUGCCCCAAGUCACCUUAUGGCCAUCAUGACUUUGGGCAUCAACUCUGGCCUGGUGAUGGACUGUGGCCACACAGAGACACUGGUGCUGCCUGUGUAUGAGUGCACUCCCAUUCUUCCAGCCUGGGAGGCCCUGCCUUUGGGAGGGAAAGCCAUUCACAAAGAGUUAGACGGCCUUCUCGUGGAACAGUGCACGGUAGACACAGACACCACCACUGGGCAGAGUGUACCAGCCAUCAUUGGGACCAUCCCAGAGGAGACUGUGGAGGAUAUCAAAGUGAGAACAUGUUUUGUCAGUGACCUGCAGAGAGGACUCAAUAUCCAAGAAGCCAAAUUUAACUUGGAUGGAGCAGCAGAGCGUCCAGCUCCUCCUCCAGAUGUUGAAUAUCCACUGGAUGGGGAGAAAAUCCUGCACAUCAAAGGAUCAAUCAGGGACUCUGUGAUGGAGAUCUUGUUUGAACAGGACAACGAGGAGAAGAGUGUGGCCUCAUUGAUACUUGACGCUCUGGUCAAGUGCCCCAUCGACACCCGUAAAGUGCUCUCUGAGAACCUGGUGGUGAUCGGAGGCACGGCCAUGCUGCCGGGCUUCCUGCACCGUCUGCUGGCAGAAAUACGCCUCCUGGUGGAGAAGCCCAAGUACAGCAACGUGCUGGCCAGCAAGAGUUUCCGAAUACACGCUCCGCCAGCUAAGCCAAACUGCACCGCUUGGCUUGGAGGUGCGAUCUUCGGGGCCCUUCAGGACGUCCUGGGAAGCAGGUCGGUGUCACGGGACUACUACAACCAAACAGGUCGCAUCCCAGACUGGUGCUGCCUGAGCUCCCCUCCACCCGAGUCUCUGUAUGAAGCAGGAAAGACUCCUCCUCCACUAAUGAAGAGAGCCUUCUCCACAGAGAAGUAGAGCAUUCUGCAAAAAUCAUGUUCUCUCCUUCUGCCUAUUAGAUCUAUACAUUUAACAUCUCAUCAAAAUCUUGUGAGUUUUUUAAAUACACCUACGGCUCUAAAUGUUUGUCAUGUCCAGUAGUCACACUUACAUUUUUGUGUGCAGUGAUUGUGGACUGUUUGAUGGUCAGACGAGCAGGUUCUUGACGGACAGAACCCAAUGGGGUUUAGGUGAUUACAUGAAGUAUUAGAGUUUUAAGGUUUCAAACUGUCCUUCUGCUGCAUGCAGCCAGGUCAACUGUUGAAGAAUCAUUGAGCAAGGAGGUGAAGAUGUAUGUUUUUACUCUUAAUCCCACUCAAGUUUGUUCUGGUUUUGGUUGAAUCAUAUUCAACAGAAAUGUUUUAAUACCCUACAACCAGGUCAGGUUUGACUUUUCCAUUUGUUUCAAAAUGUCACUAAACACUAGAGAAACAUUCCAGUGUCAUGUCAUCAAAUGUGAAGAUACCACUCUGAAGUGGUACCACUUGACUUUAAAAAAAAAAGGAAAAAAACUGUUUGAUUUAUUUAUUUGCACAUGGCAAUGUCAAGUCAUUUAAUCACGUUAAAGGCCCUGCAGACACAUAGACAGCUACUCAUGGUUAUCAGUAACUUGCUCUAGCAUCAGAACAAACAAGAGACUCAGUUCAGAGAAACAGUUCUAUUCCAACUAAAUAAUCGGAAGCACUUGUAAAUGUGUUGAUCAUUGUUGUGUACAAACUGUAAAACACAUUUCAAACAAUGACAUGUUGCUCUGUAACCCUCAAAUUCAACGAAUAAAUAUUCAGAAUUUAA
Messenger RNA from Platichthys flesus (European flounder), 2176 nucleotides. RefSeq names its product actin related protein 10 (gene actr10). Bases 110 to 1363 code for a protein of 417 amino acids. NCBI's taxonomy places the organism in Eukaryota, Metazoa, Chordata, Actinopteri, Pleuronectiformes, Pleuronectidae. The transcript has 13 exons. The record is from RefSeq and is a predicted model, not a curated record. Gene Ontology annotation, biological process: retrograde axonal transport of mitochondrion.